UGCUGCCAUCCAUGCAUCCAGUCCUGUCUGUGGUACCUGCUGGCUACAUAACUUAGCUAGCAGCCUUACCUAUCAGUCACUUCUAUUCAGGAAUAACAACAUGAACGAGAGACAAAAUGAUUUUAUUUGGUUUUCCGCUCGAUGUGCAGUUGCGUUUUAAGAAAAAGAUGGAGACCAUCCAUUUGCUUUUAGUAUUUUAGCUGUUAAGCGUUUUGCUGAGUCCAUUUUGCGUGUAACUGGAAGUGGAAAAGACAAAGAGAAAAGAGCUUUCCAAUAGCUAGAAUGGUUUGGGCCUAAAAAGAAGACAAGAGCAACAUGAACCGUGAGGACCGGAAUGUGCUCCGAAUGAAAGAAAGAGAAAGGAGAAAUCAAGAAAUCCAGCAGGGAGGAGGAGGAGAGGCCUUUCCAGCGAAUUCCCCUCUCUUUCCUGAACCCUACAAAGUGUCCAGCAAGGAAGAUAAACUGUCCAGCCGUAUUCAGAGCAUGCUGGGCAAUUACGACGAGAUGAAAGAGCCGAUUGGUGACACACUUCCAAAGCUUGGCGGUAAACCUUCUAACAGCUCGUCUUCCUCCGAGGAGAAAUCGGGCCCACCUUUGUUUGGCGGGGAUCAGCGUGGUGUGGGUAGCGGUGGCAGCAGCCAGAGCAGUAAGUGGACUCCCGUGGGCCCUGCAGCAGGUGGAUCUUCAUCCGGGUCCCAGAAACGCUCAGGACUCCAGGGCGGGCACGGCAGCCAGAGGGGCAACGGAGGCAGCAGUGGCAGCAGCAGUAGCCAAAGACACGGAGGGGAGGUGCGGGAAAAGAAGUCUAGUAAACACAGUGGAGGUUCAGAGCACUCAAAGUCACACACAUCGAGUCCGGCCAAGGGCUCGCUGAGUUCCUCCAGCAGCAACAGCCACUUGAGAAGCUCCUUGUCUGCCGAGCAGCAUCACAGCAAGGAGCGCUAUCGCUCCAAGUCCCCGCGAGACAAAGAGGCCAACUGGGACUCACCCUCACGGGUUCACACCUCCUUCCCCAGUGGACAGCACUCGAGUCAGACUUUUCCCCCAUCUCUCAUGUCCAAGAUCGGCUCCAUGCAGCAGAAGCCCACAGCGUAUGUGCGGCCUAUGGACGGCCAGGAAACGGCAGAAACAAAGAGCUCACAAGCAGAAAGCUACAGUGGACAGUCGCACAGCAGCACCAUGGGAGAGAUGAAGUCCAACAGCAAGGCCUCACUUUCCAAACUUAAGAUCCCCUCACAGCCUGUAGAGGGAUCCGGCGACGCCAACUGUGUCGAUGAGAUUCUUAAGGAAAUGACUCAGUCAUGGCCCCCGCCGCUGACAGCCAUCCACACCCCCUGCAAAACAGAGCCCUCCAAGUUUCCAUUCCCUACCAAGGACUCUCACCCUUUUCCAAGUGGAUACAAGCGAGGCAGUUCUUCCAAGAGCUCCAGCAGCCACCAGCCCAAAGCUUGCGAUGACCAGCCCACUAUGCUGGAAGAUGACCUGAAGCUAAGCAGCAGCGAGGACAGUGAUGGUGAACAGGACUCAGCCAAGAAUGCCUCAAGGAACACAUCAGCAAGCAAUAACAGUGAAGGAGCGGAGCAAUCGAGGGAUGACUCGAGCAGCCACAGCGGCUCAGAGAGCAGCUCGGGCUCCGACAGUGAGAGCGAAAGCAGCACGACAGACAGCGAAGCCAAUGAGCAGCCGCGGCCGGCCUCUCCUGAGCCCGAACAACCCAUGGCCAACAAGUGGCAGCUGGACAAUUGGUUCAAGAAGGCCAAGCAGUUCUCCCCAGCCUCUCCAGUGGACAAUAAUGUUCCAACCAAGUGCAAGAAAGAGGGCAGAGAUAACGGGUCAGGGCGCAGCUAUGGUAGCCAGGGAGGGGGAUCAAAAGACUCAACGGCACCCACCCCAAGCAGGGACUUACGGGCAGCGCAAAAGGGUGCAGAAGGUGGCCGUGGUCGCCAAAAAUCCCCCGCCCAGAGUGAUGGUGGCACAAAUCCGCGAAGAAGUGUGGGUAAAAAACAGCCUAAAAAGUCUGAGAAACCCCCAGUGGUGGAGGAACCUAAGGGAGGUCUGAGAGUGGAGAGUGAGCCGGCUCCCGAGAUACCACCUCAUCGGCCCAAAGCUGCUACUAAGGGUUCCCGCAAACCAAGCAUUAAAAAAGAACCUAAAUCCUCUCCAAGGCCCACCGUGCCGGCUGUCACGGCCACUGCAGAUAAACGCAAGGCCAAGGCACCCACCAAGACUUCCCAGAAGUCUCGUGAGUUUGUUGAUACAGACUCCUCAUCGUCAGACUCUGAGGGGAAUGACAGCAUUCCGUCCUCGUCACAGACACCCAAGUACACAGAGAGCAUCAGGACCCCCGUGUGUGUGUUUUCUCCAAUGGAAGACAAAGAGCUGUUGUCUCCACUCAGCGACCCUGAGGAGCGCUACCCCGCAAGGCAGCCUCAGCAGCAGGUUUUACUAGUAAAGAUAGAUCUCAGCCUGCUGUCUAGGAUCCCAGGGCGGCCCUACAAGGAGCCUGUAGAGAUAAAAGUGGAGAGGGACGACUCUCUAGACCAGGACAGCAAAGACUUCAGCAAGCAGACCACUGAGAAGAGCUCUAGUAAGGCCAAGAGGAAACACAAGAACGACGAAGAAGGCACAAAGCCAGAGAGCAAGCGAUGCAAGCUGGAGAAGUCCCUGUCUCAUCAUAAAAACAGCAGUAAAGAGUCUAAGAGAUCUUUGGAGAAGAAAGAAGAGCCAGUCCCCUCUCCUUCCAUGUCAGGCCUUCAGCGGACGCCCAAGGCAGAGCACCCAAGUCGGAAGAGGACAGUCAGCCAGUCCUCUACCUCUUUGUCCAGUGGGACAGGAAGUGGAAAGGAGGGAAGCCACAGCACCAAAGGCAACUCUACCUCCAAACACAGAAAAGGAGAGGAAAAGGGACGCAGCACACGAGAUGGCAAGGAGAAAUCCUCAAAGGGCUGUGAUAACCAGCUGGCUGUGCCUCCGCUCUCCACGGACGGCUCUAAGUCUCAGAGAUCCAAGCUGGUGUUUGAGGACAGGGUCCAUUCAGCAGAUCACUACUUACAAGAAGCCAAGAAACUUAAACACAAUGCUGAUGCACUGGUUUUGAGCAUGAUGUCCAAAAAAAACAAAAAACAAAACAUAAAUGCUUUUGUUACCGGGUCGCUGAAAGAUGAACAGUUGGAUCGUUUCGAGAAGGCCGUUUACUACCUGGACGCCGUGGUGUCUUUUAUUGAAUGUGGUAAUGCCCUGGAGAAGAGCGCCCAAGAGGCCAAGUCUCCAUUCCCCAUGUAUGCUGAAACGGUGGAGCUUAUUAAAUACACUAUGAAGUUAAAAAGCUAUAUGGCCCCAGAUGCUACUUCAGCUGACAAGAGGCUAGCUGUGCUCUGCCUACGAUGCCAGUCUCUCCUCUACCUGCGGUUAUUCAAGCUGAGGAAAGACAGUGCACUAAAAUACUCCAAAACACUCACCGAACACUUAAAGAAUUCUCUGAGUAACACCCAGGCUCCCUCUCCUGGAAUGGGAAACAAGGCAGCAGGUAUGCCCUCUCCAGUGUCUCCCAAACUGUCACCUGGCACGGCCGGUGGCUACUCGUCAGUCAGCAGCAGCAGCAGCACCAGCUCGUCUGUGACCAUACCUCAGCGUAUCCACCAGAUGGCUGCCAGCUACGUCCAGGUCACCUCCAACUUCCUGUACGCCACCGAGGUCUGGGACCAGGCUGAGCAACUGUCCAAGGAGCAGAAAGAGUUCUUCUUGGAGUUGGACAAGGUGAUGGGUCCUCUGAUCUUCAACACCAGCAGCAUGACAGAACUGGUGCGUUACACACGCCAGGGCCUCCACUGGCUGCGCCUGGACGCAAAGCUUAUUCCCUAGCGAGGAAUCGCUGCCUGCGCACUGCUUCCACUCUCACACACCCACCCCUGCCCCCCUCCCACAAACACAGCCACACCUCAGCCUCUUGUGUUCAGCAACAUGUGCUCAAAGACACAAGUAUGCCCUCACAGACAGACAGACACACAAUUAUGUACUGUAUGCACACACAGUCCACCUCUGGUCCUCCAUGUACACACAGACACACACACACGAUGAACUUCUCAGACAUAUUUUCAACACUGUGUCCAUUUCCUACACCAGCUUGCCAAAAACACUGAGCAAUUUAGAGCAUCUCACAACGUCGACAGCACCACACAGGGAGAAGCAUCAGAACUGCAGCACAGGAACAAAAAAAAGCUUAUUGCCGCGCGUCAUAUAUCGGCAUUCUUACAAAAUCUUUGAAGGCCAUGUUUCUAUCUAUUUGGCAUGGAAGUGCUGGGUGAAUUAUUUGAUGAAUACACUUAAAAAUGCGUUUUUUUGUUGGUUUUUUUUAGGCUACUUUGGCUUUUAACUUUUUCUUUUACUUUGUUUCACCAAAGUACCUCCCAUAAACACCAAAGGUGCUUUAAAACGAAGGUUUCUCUUUAUCAUUUGUGUGCCUUGUAUGUGAGCUACAGGAAAACAAACACAUCAUAUCUGAAUAAUUGUUUUAUUUUCCCUGUAUUUUUUUUUCUGUCGCUGAAACUCAUCUAAUGCAUUUUUAAACAUUUAGCAGUUAAUGGAAUCUGGACAACAAUUGUUUUUUUAUUUCAGUUUUAAGUCAGGUCCUGUCUAAGCAUUUGACAAUUUAGACAUUAGAUGAGCAAGAUGAGCUGCUAUGUUACGCCAUCUUGAUUUUGAUCUUUCCUUCAAUGUCUAUUCGCGAAAGGUUAAUCGUGGAGCAUGCCCACAUGAUUUAAAGACUGUAGGAAGGGCUACUGUGCACAGCAGAUUAAUACUUCUGACACACACACAUUUCCAGAGGCAUGAGCUUCUUUCAGUCCUGCUAGAAAAUCAAAUUUUGGUGAGUUUGUUCAAACCACUCUGGUCCGGUUUGAUGCAAGGAGCAGCAUAGUCUCUAGGGGCUGCUAGAGAAGGGAUUUUAAUCUCUUGGACUUAAUAAUAAAAUUGAUCAUAUUAACGUUCUCUCUAAGAGAUUUGCUGUCUUUGAAGCUCCAGAGUACAAGUCUCUUCCUAUGAAAUGUUUUUACACAUUGUUUGCUGAGAAGUUUUCUCUAGGAUGAGUCACUUCCAGACAGUGUUAUUCUUUUUUUGAUCCCCUUGUUUGCUGAGAGUGUAUUUUUCUAUGGAUCAGCAGGGAGUGUCUUAAGUAUUGAAGUCGUCUCCUCGUAUACAAUGCAGUUAUUCACAUUGCAGUUUAUAAAAGCUGGGCCUGAGUGACCACUAAUUUGGCACAACAAAAGCAAAUUUGUCUGAAAGGAAAGUUCUUUAGAGAGUUAGUCAUCAAUGAUGCAGAUUAGCAGUGUUGCAUUUAUAGAACAGAGUUUAAAUCUAUGAUUAUAUAUUUCAAAAAAAGAAGUAUAACGGCCAAUAAAGAUUUUAUUUAUAUACCAAGCUCUUUUUUUUUUUUUCCUCCUUUUUUGGCCAAGAAGUAUAACUUUUCAAAUGCAUACUUGUAAAACAGGGUUGAACAAGGGUUAUAAGAUGCAAAGUAUUUGUAUAUCUAACUGUUCCUAUUUAAAUUUUAAAAUCUUAAUCAUUCUUACAUUACACGACGUAGCUAAGAUAUGUGUUAGCCACGUGUUGUUAAUGUGGUACAGGAGGCGGGGUAAAGACGACAGAGUAACGGCAUGUGCCAGCUGUCCAGAUAUGAACAUUUCUGUUGGAUAUUUAAUAUUACUGGUUGUCAUGAAGGGAAAUGUGGAUGGCCGUGGUUUUGAAUGAAGAUGUUAACAUUUCACCCAAGAUUUCAGUUGACAUUUGGGUGUUAAUCUUCAGUGUCAUGAAGGACUAUGCUUUUUUUGUCUGCAUUUUUAUUUUAUUUUUUUUAGCACACUUCCCACUAAAACAUGCUGGAAAUAUUUAAAACCUGGGCCAAAUAGCAUUCAUGGAAACUUUUUAUUGGUUGAUUUUUGUUUUAAUUUAUGGCCAAUGAGUUUGCUAAAGCGUAGAAGUACCAGAAAAUUCAUGACUUUUGGUAGUCUGUAACUUUCUGGCACUUUUCUACUAUUUUCAAAUAGAAGUUUGGUGUAUUGUCCAUCUUAAACUUUUUUUAAUCUCAAGACAAAUCUUAAGAAUUACUAUUUGGCCCAUGUUUGACCUUUUUGUGUGUUUUCUGUAUUUUAUUUUUUUCCUUCACUGGCUCCCUGGCCUUUAUUGUAGGAGGGGAUACUGUUAUUUCCUCUUGCACUUGAAAAAAGAGAAAGUCAGCGGAGGUAUUAUUUUAAUCUAUGCAGGAUUUUUACAAAAAAGAUCUGAUUUUUAGGCUUGGGACCCCCCCCCCCUCCCCCGCCUCAGUGAGAAACCUGUUUAACUCAAGUGUCCAAUGCCUUUAGCUUUUGCAAUUUUGUGUACUGGUUUAGUAUAUAUGUAUAUAUAGAUCUGUUUUUUAUAACCAAACACAGAUGGCUUGAGCCAUUUUGUACUUAAAGCUGGAGGCCACUUUUCUCAUAGGAAUUCCUCUGUGGGUUUUGCCAGCCCAGUCAAUGUCUUCAUACACUGGUACACUUUGUAAGUACAGGUCCGCGCCUGGUGUUCCCUACACUAUAUUGUAGUCAAAUGUACAAAAUUUAGCAUUAGAUUGAUUUUUAACAGUUUGCUACUCUCACUUAUUUAUUUUUCUGCCCCUUUGCUUAAUGUUUUUUUCUAUUUUGCCAUUUUAAGGAGUACCAAUUUAUGAAAUAGCAAGAUGUAAAUGUAUCGGGUUGUUCAUGAGAUUUCAUUGUAAGUAGUAUUAAUAUUAAUUCUAACUUGAACGAAUCCAGGGUAAGAUGAGGUUUUUUUUGUUUUUUGACUUUCAGUAGGAAGAUGUUAACACUUGCAUGUUUCUAUUUAAAUACAAAUGUAUAAAUUGUAAAUAUAACAUUUCUUUAAGGGUGAAUUUCUACUACAGGUUGACAUUUUUAUUGAAAUUUAAAAAUGCUGUAAAUACAAUUGUGAGAUACUUUAUGCACAUUUUUUCCCCCCCUUCUCUGUGGGCUGUUGUAUUCUCUUCUUUUAAGCUGUUACAGAUGACAUCCCAGUCUCUGAACACUGUAUAUCAAAUUGAUUUCUCAGUCCUUUUUCUUACCGUGCUCGUAUUUUUUGUGUCCUGCUUCACUGUCUCUCAGUAUCAUGGUCGCCACAUAAUCAUUAAUGUCUCUAGAUCCAAGUGCGAAUAUUUUGUCUUCUCUGUAUUUGAUAUGGAGGCGUGUACUUUUCAUGAUAUUAUAUUGUUGAUCUUAUGAGAUGGAUGGAUGGUGUGUACAGCCUGUUAUGUAAAACCAUGUCUGUCUCGUCUUCAUGGGAGAGAUGUAUUUACUACUUGUUCCUUUUGAACAAUUGGUCCAACAUGUCUUUUGAAACAGAGGUAUUUCUCUACAGGUCAAACCAGUUGUAGCAGUUUAUACAGUAUGUUGUAUAACACCUUUUUUCUAAAAGUCGUCUCUAAAGUGAGACCAGCAGCAUACACUAUGUACAAUAGUCAAAAUUGGAUUAGUUUUAAGAGAACUGAUGAUAGAGAUACUAUAUAUGAUGGAUGCAAUAUGAUUAAAGGUACUCCAUUGAGUUUGAUCUUCAAACUUAGGUUAUGUAAUUUAAAAGCAUUCUUGUGAAGUGAGUAUUAAUUGUGACUAAUGAGAGUCUGUCCUGAAUAUUCUUUGUAUUUUGCCGUAAUGAGAAUAAAAUAUAUAUGGAUAUGGUUAA
Messenger RNA from Micropterus salmoides (largemouth bass), 7704 nucleotides. It is a transcript of the gene aff4, whose product is annotated as AF4/FMR2 family, member 4. The transcript is spliced from 22 exons. NCBI's taxonomy places the organism in Eukaryota, Metazoa, Chordata, Actinopteri, Centrarchiformes, Centrarchidae. Bases 316 to 3861 code for a protein of 1181 amino acids. Gene Ontology annotation, cellular component: nucleus; super elongation complex. Gene Ontology annotation, biological process: regulation of gene expression. The record is from RefSeq and is a predicted model, not a curated record.